UUUUUUUUUUGUUUUGCCAAAGGAAACCACGUCAUGUAUAAAAAGCGGUUCUUUAGUGUCUUUACCGCCUGCUCUCUGUCAACAUGUCAAGCUACGUUCAGAUGUUCCUUCCCCUUUUCCUCAUAUGGUCGAUUAUUUUUAAGCCUUGUUUAUGUCAACAAGAAGAGAAUGUGACUGACGACAUGGAUAUCAUCUUUGAUAACUUUGAUUAUAGUAGCAUUCCUAUGCUCUGUGAAAAAGUGUCUAACCGUCAGUUCCGCCAGUGGUUCAUGCCAACCUUCUACUCCAUCAUCAGCUUCACAGGACUGGCAGGGAACCUCUUGGUCAUCCUUACGUUCAUCUACUUUAACCGCCUGAAGACUAUGACAGACGUGUACCUGCUCAACUUGUCAUUUGCUGAUUUCCUCUUUGCAUUUUCACUUCCUUUUUGGGCAGCCAAUUCCAUGACAAAUUGGGUGCUGGGCGUAGCAAUAUGCAAGAUCAUGCAUGUUGUUUACAAGGUGACUUCUUAUAGCAGCAUGUUCCUCCUCUGUUUAAUCAGUGUGGACAGGUACUUUGCCAUAGCCAAAGCUGUUUCUGCUCACCGCCUUCGCUCCCAAGCGGUGCUUUUCAGCAAAGUGUCGUCUGUUAUUGUCUGGCUUCUAGCUCUGAUUGUCUCCAUACCAGACAUGAAAUAUACCACAGUCAUCAAUGACACCUGUACACCUUUCUCCAGUACUUCUGACCCCCUUCGAAUAAGCAUCCAGACAAGCCAGAUUGUUGUCGCAUUUUCCCUCCCCCUCUUGGUCAUGAGCUGCUGUUACAGUAAAAUCAUCCAGACCCUUUGUAAGACUCAAAACUUUGAACGGAAUAAGGCUAUAAAGGUGAUUCUCGUUGUGGUUGUUGUCUUUGUGGUCUGUCAGCUACCCUACAACGUGGUCUUGUUUUGGUCCACACUUCUCAUUGCCAACGGAGGCACUACACAUUGCACGUAUGAGAACAACGUCCUGUACGCCAUUGACGUCACUCAGUGCGUAGCCUUUCUAAGGUGCUCCCUCAACCCCUUUGUGUAUGCCUUUAUCGGUGUGAAGUUUCGCCAUGACCUUCUGAGGGUACUCAAGAAAUUGGGUUGCAUAAGCCAGGAGAUGCUCUUCAAGUAUACCCAUAGGAAGAGGACAAGCUCUGCAGCCUUAGACACCGACACCACCACCACAUUCUCACCCUAAGACAGCGCAGCUACAAUUUCCUCCCGCACACCUCUGAAGAUUUAAGUCCGCCAAAAUAUUUACAGGUGGCUCUCACUUCAGAAAGGAGAUCGUUCCCCCUGUGUUGAUGUAAAUUGAAUUUGUGCAUUAGUCUCAACGUGCUGUUAAAUCCAAAUUACAGUCAAUAUUUGUAUUGUUAUGAAAUACCCUUCUAAUGCAAGAAAUAUAAAAUAUUCAACAGCAACAGCAACUUAAAUUUACUUCGCAUAACUGAAUAUUGUUGAAAUGUUUUAUGCCGGUUGCAACCUGAUGACCCUGUAUCUAGUUGUAUUUAGUAAGUGACUGUAUGUAACUUUUAUCCCUGACUGAAUUUGAGUGAUUUUUAUGCUAAAAUUUUGCUGCAUGGUAUUUUUGGUCUUUGACAUUUUUUUUUUUUAACCUAAAAUGUGUGCAUUGACUGACAUUGUAGCCUUUUACUAUAUAGCUGACAAAAUGUGCUUCAAAUGUGCUUUAUUUGCUGUAAUUUCUCAAGAACGCCAUCUAAUCCAUUAAACUGGACAAAUAGUUCCAUGACUAAGUUAAA
Molecule: messenger RNA, 1767 nt
Organism: Syngnathus typhle (broad-nosed pipefish)
Lineage: Eukaryota; Metazoa; Chordata; Actinopteri; Syngnathiformes; Syngnathidae
Gene: ccr7
Product: chemokine (C-C motif) receptor 7
Exons: 3
Coding region: 84-1205 (373 amino acids)
Biological process (GO): G protein-coupled receptor signaling pathway; chemotaxis; immune response
Cellular component (GO): membrane
Molecular function (GO): C-C motif chemokine 19 receptor activity; chemokine (C-C motif) ligand 21 binding; chemokine (C-C motif) ligand 19 binding
Source: RefSeq, a predicted model, not a curated record